Messenger RNA from Drosophila obscura, 929 nucleotides. Its product is annotated as serine protease 1. The transcript is spliced from 2 exons. Lineage: Eukaryota; Metazoa; Arthropoda; Insecta; Diptera; Drosophilidae. Gene Ontology annotation, biological process: proteolysis. Bases 43 to 864 code for a protein of 273 amino acids. The record is from RefSeq and is a predicted model, not a curated record. Gene Ontology annotation, molecular function: serine-type endopeptidase activity.
GAUCAGUUGAGUUCCUUUGACUGAACACGCAACAAUUCCACAAUGAAAUUCCUGAUCAUUCUUGCCUUGGCUGUGGCCGCUUCGGCCAUGCCCGAGCCGGAGCUGCAGCCCCGCAACCGCGUGAUGCCCGUGCAGGACAGCAUCGAGGGUCGCAUUACCGGAGGAACCACCGCUUCAGUCGGUCAGUACCCCUACCAGGUGGGACUAUCCCUCAAGCUGAGCGCUCUCUCCAGCGCCUGGUGCGGUGGCUCUUUGAUCGGCAACCAGUGGGUGCUCACCGCUGCUCACUGUACCGAUGGUGUUCAGUCCGUGACUGUCUACCUGGGUGCCACCGUUCGUACCUCCGCUGAGGUGACCCACACCGUCGCCAGCUCCCAGAUCAUCAUCCACUCUGGCUGGAACAGCGCCAACCUGCGCAACGACAUCUCCCUGAUCAAGAUCCCCGUCACCUCCUACAGCAGCAAGAUCCAGGCUGCCAAGCUCCCAUCCAUCGCCAGCUCCUACUCCACCUAUGCCGGUGAUUCCGUGAUCGCCUCCGGCUGGGGCCGCACCUCCGAUUCCGUCUCCUCCGUUUCCACCAACCUGAUGUGGGUCAAGCUGACGGUCAUCACCAACACCGUGUGCGCCAGCACCUACGGUACCUCCAUUGUCACCUCCUCCAACAUCUGUGUGUCCACACCCAACGGUAAGUCCACCUGCAACGGCGACUCUGGCGGCCCACUGGUGCUCGAGUCCAGCAAGGUCCAGGUUGGUCUUACCUCCUUCGGCGCUGCUGCCGGCUGCGAGAAGGGAUACCCCGCUGCCUUCACCCGUCUGACCAGCUACUUGGACUGGAUCAAGAGCAACACUGGCAUCUCCUACUAAGCCAGGAGGGGCAGUCAAUGAAUGACUUGAAUUUCGCAUAAAUAUAAAAAAAGAUUACCAACAAA